AUCAUAUGACAAUCGUAUGAAAUGCAGAAAUAUUGAAACUCUCUCACAACUUGUGUGUUUUAAAGAAUCGAAUAUCCAAGAAAAAGACUGCGAAUUUUCAAAACAAGCAAUACAGAACAGACCGAAAACUCAAGGAGGAAAAAGUUUCGAAUGAUCAUUGACGACAACCCGACAUAAAUGUUCGAAAGAUGAGUUUAGUUUGCAUUGUCUUCUUUGCUGUAAUAUUUUCAAUUCAGUCAACAACAGUAGCCGCAUUUUCUACGGGCGUCCCUAACAAAGCGACAGUGUGGGACCUAUUUCAAUGGAAAAUACACAUUCGAAGACUGCAACGGGAUAAUAUAAUCGUUUAUGGUCUGUCAGAUACAACAGUUGCAUUGGACAACAUUCAAAUUGACUCAGCGAAGUGUGACGACCCCAGGGAAGGGAGUGGAACAAAUGGCCAGCGAGAGUUUACUAUCCGCUGUAAAUGCAACGAACUCAGUUCAACAUUUUAUAACAAAUCCAAGAGUUGUGUACUUAACAGAAGAUUAAAACAAGAUUGUCAGUUUAAGACUGGUUCGCUAAAUUGGAGCAAAGGAUGGAGUUGGGAUGCUGUGGAUGACACAUUGAUAACAAUAGACAACAGGCAUGCUCAUGGGAUCACAACAGGUUUCAACGUGUCGACUCAAGAGUACAAUACAUGUUCAGCGACGUCGUUGAGUUACUCCGACAAAAAUUUAAGUUGGAUCGAGGCAACAGAUUACUUUUUUAACCACUCAAAGCCAGUUACGUUCAAGUUGAAUAAGAGAUGGCAUUUCUCCUGGCACCUGUCUGAAAACAUUAGGCACGAAAUAGAAGGGAAAAUUCUCAAGUUUCAAAUCACAUGCAGAAAAAGUGACGAUGACGAAGACAGCUAUGUUGGUGUGACGUCAUGCUUACUUGUAAAAGUCACAGGAGAGUUUAACGUAACGUCCAAACAAUGGGGUUAACGGAUGUCAGAACUGUGACAGGUGAAGGAAAGAAAAAAUCGACCUCGAUUUCCAUGAAAACCCUACUUUGGAUAAUAUUCAUUCCCAUUAUUGUGGUCGCUGUCAUUAUUUCCAUUUUGGUAGCGGUAUGUUACCUUAAACGAAGAGGGUGUUUCUCUAGAAGUGAAGACUCGUUACCAGUCCAUUUAUCGCAAGAUGAUGCAACACAAGCCAAACUGACGAAAAACGCAGACCGGACGAGUCUCGUGUUUAGUUCACAGGAGAAUGGGACGAGUGUGAAUUGCACGAGUAUCUCGCACACAUGCAUUUUACGUUUUAAAUGAUUUCAUUCACAUGUUAAACAUACUUCACAAAAGAUGAAAUUUUUAUGAAAUAAACACUAAAAAAUUAAGUAUUUGCACACAGCGUAUUGGUACCUAGUUAUGCAAAAUCAAAAUCACAUUUCACUGAUAAGCAAGAGAGUCAUUCAUUAAAGAAGACUCACUCAAAUAACCCAUUAAUUUAUUGCACUGUUGUACGUGCGUAUAUGCACGACAUUUAUGACAACGUAUUUACUUUUAGUGCAAAUAAAAUAAUUAGAAAAACAGACAUUCCUAUAGACUGCUAAUUAUAUUAUAUAUAUAUUUUAAACCUGGCUUAUAGAAAUGACUAUUGACGGAGUUCAAUUUAUAAAUAAUUUCUUAAUGCGAAUAAGUGGGGCGCGAACCCAUAAAAAUUAAAUUUCAUUGUGAAA
Molecule: messenger RNA, 1701 nt
Organism: Xenia sp. Carnegie-2017
Lineage: Eukaryota; Metazoa; Cnidaria; Anthozoa; Malacalcyonacea; Xeniidae
Exons: 5
Coding region: 189-968 (259 amino acids)
Source: RefSeq, a predicted model, not a curated record